Messenger RNA from Elaeis guineensis (African oil palm), 1147 nucleotides. Its product is annotated as dehydrin COR410. Lineage: Eukaryota; Viridiplantae; Streptophyta; Magnoliopsida; Arecales; Arecaceae. The record is from RefSeq and is a predicted model, not a curated record. Gene Ontology annotation, cellular component: membrane; cytosol. Gene Ontology annotation, biological process: response to abscisic acid; cold acclimation; response to water deprivation.
AUAUGACACCGGGCUUUCGCCACCCUUCCUUCAUCUCGAAUCCAAAGAGAAGAAGUGAGAAGAGACUACCAUCGGAAAGCCACCAAAGCUUUCUUUGUUGAAUAGUAAUUAGUUGGUGUUUGUGAGUGAAAGUUUUUGGAAGAGAUGGCGGAAGAGCGGAAGCAGGAGGUGGAAGUAAAAGAUCGGGGUUUGUUUGACUUCAUGGGGAAGAAGGAGGAGGUGGAGAAGAAGAACGAGGAGGAGGUUCUGGUCGCUGGAGUGGAAAAGAUCCACAUAGAGGAGGUGGAGAAGAAGGAAGAGAAAGAGGAGGAGAAGAAGGAGAGCUUGUUUGAUAAGCUCCACCGGUCUCACAGCUCCAGCUCUAGCUCGUCAAGUGAUGAGGAAGAAGGUGAGGGAGAGAACAAGGAGAAGAAGAAGAAGAAAAAGAAGGGAUUGGUGGAGAAGAUCAAGGAGAAGAUCGGCGGUGAAAAGAAGGAAGGAGAAGAGGAGAAGCAGGCCGUGGUCGAGCAGGAGGUGGCGGUGGCCGCGGCCGCGGCCGCUGUGUCCUCCGAAAGCGAGGACUCCACAGUCAAGGUGGAGAAGGUGGAGGAGAGUCUCAAAGUAGAGGGAGUCUCGGAGGAGGAGAAGAAAGGUUUCUUAGAAAAGAUAAAAGAGAAGCUCCCCGGCCACCACAAGAAGUCAGAGGAGGCCACCACCCCAGCCGCAGAGUGUGCCGGCCAUGGGACGAAGGAGCAUGAAACCGAGGGACAUGAGGGGAAAGAGAAGAAGGGCAUACUGGGGAAGCUAAUGGAGAAGUUGCCCGGCUAUCACAAGAAUGGUGGGGAGGAGGGUGAAAAGACCAGUGCUGCCCACUAGAAGGAAAAAAAGCUUGAUACAUAUCCUUCUUGAUGCUUGAUUUUGGAUGUUUCUCUUUAUCAUGAUAUAUUGUAUGUUGGAUUGCCACUGGUGGUUGUUUGUUGGUAUUUUUAAGUUUGUUAUCUGUUGGUCCAUCUUGGAUAUAUAUGAUGUGAUGAGGUAUGCUCUUGCUUUUUGUUGUUAUUUUUUUGCCAGUAGGCAAGAAGGAUACCGGAGUAUUGAUGUACUUUUUUAAGCGUGUAUAAAUUAAUGCCUACUAGUGAUAUAAUUGUUUGGUAUUGUUUUUGUUUUA